AUGUCGUCUGGGGGGCCUACCAGCUUCCUGGGCCGGUCCAGCAGCAGCAAUGCGAACAUGCGAGGCCUGGUCCAGUUUAUUGCCGAUCUAAGAAAUGCUCGCGCCCGAGAACUAGAGGAAAAGCGCAUCAACAAGGAGCUUGCGAAUAUCCGCGGAUAUCACAAGAAGAAAUAUCUAUUAUACAUUUACAUCCUAGGAUGGAAUGUCGACUUCGGACACCUCGAGGCCGUUAACCUCAUCUCGGCCACUAAGUACUCGGAGAAACAGAUUGGCUACCUCGCCAUGACGCUGUUUCUGCACGAGAAACACGAGCUUCUGCAUUUGGUAGUCAACAGUAUCCGAAAAGAUCUCUUGGACCACAACGAGCUAUUCAACUGUCUCGCGCUCCAUGCCAUUGCCAACGUGGGAGGGCGGGAGAUGGGUGAGGCUUUGAGCUCAGAGGUCCACAGGCUACUAAUCUCACCGACCUCCAAGGCGUUUGUGAAGAAGAAGGCGGCACUUACUAUGCUUCGCCUGUACAGGAAACACUCGGGCAUCGUCCAGCCGCAAUGGGCGGAAAGAAUAAUACACUUAAUGGACGACGUCGACCUCGGCGUCGGGUUGUCGGUGACAUCACUGGUCAUGGCUUUGGCACAGGACAAUCCGGACCAAUACAAGGGGGCAUACGCCAAGGCUGCCGGCCGACUGAAGCGCGUCAUCAUUGAUGGCGAGUAUGCGCCGGACUAUCUGUACUACAAGGUUCCCUGCCCCUGGAUCCAGGUGAAGCUGAUGAGGCUGCUGCAAUAUUUCCCACCUUCAGAGGACAGCCAUGUCCGUGGGAUGAUCCGGGAAUCCCUCCAAAAGACCUUGGACCUUGCGCUAGAGACGAACAAGAAUGUGCAGCAAAACAAUGCACAAAACGCGGUGCUGUUCGAGGCUAUUAACCUCAUCAUCCACCUCGAUACGGAACACAACCUGAUGAAGCAGAUCUCGUCGAGGCUCGGCAAGUUCAUCCAGUCACGGGAAACUAAUGUGCGCUACUUGGGUCUCGAGGCCAUGACCCACUUGGCUGCGCGGGCCGAAACGCUUGAUCCGAUCAAGCAGCACCAGGAGGUCAUCAUCGGCUCACUUAAGGACAGGGACAUCAGCGUCCGGCGGAAAGGCCUGGACCUGCUGUACAGCAUGUGCGAUUCGUCGAACGCCAGGGUCGUCGUCGGGGAGCUGCUGCACUACUUACAAAACGCAGAUUUCGCGAUUCGGGAAGAGAUGGUGCUGAAGAUUGCCAUUCUGACUGAAAAAUACGCCACCGACGUGCAGUGGUAUGUCGACAUUUCCCUCCGCCUGAUCGCGAUGGCGGGUGAUCACGUCAGCGACGAGGUGUGGCAACGAGUGAUCCAGAUCAUCUCCAACAACGAGGAGCUUCAGGUUUAUGCGGCCCAGAACAUCCUCCAGUAUUGCAAGCAGGACCACUGCCACGAGACACUGGUUAAGAUCGGCGCCUACAUUCUCGGCGAGUUCGGCCAUUUGAUUGCCGAGGAGAGGGGCUGCAGCCCGAUCGAGCAGUUCCUGGCGCUGCAGAACAAGCUACCGGCGUGCGGACCAACCACACGUGCCAUGAUUCUGUCCUGCUUUGUCAAAUACGUGAACCUGUUCCCGGAGAUCAAGCCGCAGCUCGUCCAUGUCUUCAGCGUCUACAGCCACACACUCGACCCAGAACUCCAACAGCGAGCGUGUGAGUAUCUCACGCUGGCAAGCCUGCCCACGGACGACCUGCUGCGCACUGUCUGCGACGAGAUGCCGCCGUUCCCGGAGCGUGAGUCGGCACUGCUUUCUCGUCUGCAUCAAAAGCACGGGGGAACGAGUGACAAGCGGACGUGGGUGGUGGGUGGCAAGGACGCUAAUGCCGAUGCGACCGAGCUUAUCAUGGCAAAACAGGGGGGGCUCAAGCGGACGUUUACCGUGAACAACAACGGGGCAGUCAACGGCGGUUCUGCCACCUCGGGGGCUAACGGCAGCGGCUCGGCGGCCAACGACCUCAUGGGCCUCGACAUGAACAACCUCGGCCCUGCCGAAGCUAAGGCGAUCAAGCCGCCUAACCUUGCCAGCGCAGCUCAUCUUUCGCCCAACUGGGAGCGCGGCUUCAACCGGUUGCUGCUCCGAGCCGACGGCGUGCUUUACGAGGACGGCCAGCUGCAGGUGGGCGUGCGGUCCGAGUACCGCGGCCAAAUGGCGUGUUUGAUCCUCUACUUCACCAACAAAACGCCCGCGCUCAUCUCCUCCUUCACCACCACGCUCGACCUCGACCCGGCCGAGAAGGCACACCUCACCUGGGAUGUCAAGGGCCUACCCGACACGACGAUCGCCCAGGGCGCGCAGGCCCAGCAGGUCAUCAUGUUCGAGGCGAAGAAGGUGUUCGAGAAGAGCCCGACCAUCCGUAUCAGCUACCUGGCCGGGGCCUUGCAGGCGCUCACGCUGAAACUGCCGGUGACGGUGCACAAGUUUAUGGACUCGGCUGAGCUAUCGGCGGAGGACUUCUUCAAGCGGUGGAAGCAGAUCGGCGGCGCGCCGCGGGAGGCGCAGGAGAUCUUUGGGCUGGCGGGCGGGAGCCGGGCGCGGGAUAAUGGGAGGGAGAUCACUGAAGGGUUUGUCCGGCAGGUUGUGGAAGGGUUUAGGUGGGGGCUGUUGAAUGGUGUGGACCCUAACGGGAAGAACUUUGUCGGUGCUAGUGUUGUGCACACGUCGGAGGGCGGCAAGUAUGGGUGCCUGCUGCGGUUGGAGCCGAACUAUCAGACUCAGAUGAUCCGCCUCACGAUCCGCGCAACCGAUGACGCGCUACCCCCGCUCUUACUCAAGAUGAUGCAGGAACGGUUGGCACGCGGGGUGUCAACGCUGCCUUUGGAGCGUGGUCACGGGCAGCCGACCGUUAGUGAGAUCUCGGACUCGUUUCGGAGUAUCAUGGUGACGACGAGUAGUCGGUGA
This is a messenger RNA of Dichotomopilus funicola, 2958 nucleotides long. Its product is annotated as adaptin N terminal region-domain-containing protein. The transcript is spliced from 6 exons. Lineage: Eukaryota; Fungi; Ascomycota; Sordariomycetes; Sordariales; Chaetomiaceae. Gene Ontology annotation, cellular component: membrane coat; AP-2 adaptor complex. Bases 1 to 2958 code for a protein of 985 amino acids. Gene Ontology annotation, biological process: intracellular protein transport; clathrin-dependent endocytosis. Gene Ontology annotation, molecular function: clathrin-cargo adaptor activity. The record is from RefSeq and is a predicted model, not a curated record.